AUAGUAACGUAAAAUACAAACUCGACCAACUCACGUUUCAUUUUCCAUUUUAUCAACUUAUGUCAUCUAAUCAAUCAUAUAUAUAUAUAUAUAUGUUUAAACCAACAUUUCCUCACAUAAAUAUAAAUAAAAUUAAUUAAAAUAACAAUGACUGAUUACACUAAUAACCCAACCCCUAAUAAAGACUCUAGAGAUUCUAAUAUAAAUAAAAACAAAAACAUAGACCGUGACAGUGAUUGUGAUUAUUCAUAUAGUGACGAGUCUUUUGACUCAGACUUUUCUAACUCGAGUAAUUCAGACGUCACCAAUGUCACCAGGAGAUCCCAAUCAUCAUCAUCAUCAUCAUCAUCAUCAUCAUCAUCAUCAUCUUCUUUGGAGUCACAAACUAAUGUAAUAAAUACUAGCGCAAUAAAAUUAAAUUUAGCUGACGAUGACAAUGAUAUUGAUGUCAGAGAGUGCAAAAAUUACUCGGUGUCGUCAAUAUCGUCGAUAAAUUCGAGCGAGAGGCAGCGGAGAAUUAAUCGAAGACUUAAUGAGUGUCAUGAUCGGUUGCAUAGGAAAAAUAUGAGUUUCACUAACAUGCAAGUUAUGAAAAUAGAACGGGACAAUCAGUGUCUGCUCAACAAAAUAAUGUCCCAGCAUAAGCCGAUUACGGACAAUAAAAACCUGGGGUUCGUCAACAGACUCAGCAGCUCGGCGAUUAAUAGGAAAAAAUUUCAGAGGAAAAUUGAAGAAGAAAAUAUGAUGAUGCUGAGAAAAAUUCAAAGUGCAAAACCACGAGUGCUGACUGGAAAUUAUUCACGAAAAUUUUAAUUUACAAUAAAAAUCUAAACUACGAAAAAAAAUAUUUUGUGCAUCUUACAAUAAAUU
Molecule: messenger RNA, 870 nt
Organism: Microplitis mediator
Lineage: Eukaryota; Metazoa; Arthropoda; Insecta; Hymenoptera; Braconidae
Product: cilia- and flagella-associated protein 97-like
Exons: 2
Coding region: 148-813 (221 amino acids)
Biological process (GO): spermatogenesis
Source: RefSeq, a predicted model, not a curated record